Messenger RNA from Anoplophora glabripennis (Asian longhorned beetle), 8745 nucleotides. RefSeq names its product plexin-A4. NCBI's taxonomy places the organism in Eukaryota, Metazoa, Arthropoda, Insecta, Coleoptera, Cerambycidae. The transcript has 19 exons. Gene Ontology annotation, biological process: semaphorin-plexin signaling pathway involved in axon guidance; sensory neuron axon guidance; regulation of cell migration. The record is from RefSeq and is a predicted model, not a curated record. Gene Ontology annotation, cellular component: semaphorin receptor complex. Gene Ontology annotation, molecular function: semaphorin receptor activity; protein binding. The coding region runs from base 555 to 6299 and encodes 1914 amino acids.
GGGUAGGGUGUGUUAGUCAGUGCUUUCAUAAAAUACAUUUAAAAAAAAAAUUAAACCGAAAAUCCCUGCAAAAUAUAAGAAAAUAUCUUUAAAAUAACACCGCGCACCGUAUUUUAAAACAUUGUAACAAACUGCAUCUUCAACUAAAGCAAUAAAGUGUGUUUGUAAAAUCCUAACCUAUAAAGUGAAUAUUGGUAAAAGAAUGUUAAGGCUCGGUUAAUCCUUUAAGAAUUUGCAUGUUUUCUGUGAACAUAAUUUAUUAAGUGUGUUUUAAAAUAAUUUAUACGGGUUUAGUCUGUACUUAGAAUUAUUUAUUUUAAAAACUUGUGUUGAGUUUUAAUGAUUACGCUAUCUGGUGGUUUUGUGAAGUAAUAAAAAUAAACAAAAAGAAGACAACAUAAUCCGGAUGUCUAUGAUUUUACGAGAUAUUGGAUUAUGAACGUAUUAUAUAUUUUGAAUUAUGAAAUCCUCCUUCGGUCUAAGCCACCUACUGUUAUGAAAUAAGCUCGGAAAUAAGGACCAAAUGACGUGAAAUCUAAAGAGCCAGUGCCGCCAUGAAGCGGUCGUCGCUAUUGUUCGUGUCAUUGGCCUUGGUGUUGGCCACAGCAAAUUCAUUAGUGCAACCAAAAGAAAUAAUAAGAACUUUUUCGGAACCAAUGGCGCAAGCGUUUAACCACCUCGUGGUCGACAAAAACACGGGGAGGGUGUACAUAGGAGCGGUAAACCGACUGUACCAACUCUCUCCCGACUUAGAUUUGGUAAUAUCCGAGGAAACUGGGCCGAAGAUGGAUUCCGACGAUUGUUCUGUCCUCGAGUGUAACACCGCUAUAAACAAGAAGAUGACUGACAACGUUAAUAAGGCUUUGGUGAUAGAUUAUACGACCACGAGACUGAUAUCUUGCGGGAGUCUUUUUCAAGGAAUCUGUUCCGUCAGAAAUUUACACAACAUAUCCGAUGGAACUUUGGAAGUGCGGGAGGCUGUCGUCGCGAACAACGCUACUGCCUCUACCGUAGCAUUUAUUGCUCCUGGACCUCCAAAUCCCCCAGUAUCGCAAGUGAUGUACGUUGGCGUCACCUUUACUCUGGGUUCACCAUAUAGGUCCGAAGUACCGGCGGUUAGCAGUAGAUCUUUAGACAAAGACAAAAUGUUCGCCAUCGCUCAAACGGCCGUAACGACGGGCACCAGAAUGUUCGUGAACUCGUUAGCUAGAGAACGUUAUCCAAUUACGUACGUGUACGGUUUUGCAUCUGAGGGUUUUAGUUAUUUUCUAACGACGCAGAUGAAGCACACAACGUCGAGUCAGUACAUCAGCAAAUUGGUUAGAGUUUGUCAUGACGACGAAAAUUAUUAUUCUUACACCGAAAUACCCAUGGAUUGUAUCAGUGAGGCGCAAGGUGGUAGAAAAUAUAAUUUGGUCCAGGCCGCCUAUGUUGGUAAGGCGGGUUCAGAUCUGGCUUCCGAUUUGGGCAUAACGGCCCAAGAUGACGUUCUGUUUGCCGUGUUUAGUGAAAGUGAUCCUGUGAUAGCUAAUAAACCUUCCGAUCUCUCCGCGCUCUGUGUGUAUUCGCUCAAAGCGAUACGGAGGAAAUUUAUGCAGAACAUCAAGCAUUGCUUCAGUGGAAAGGGCCUACGUGGCCUGGAUUUUAUCUCUCCGAGCCAUCAGUGUGUAUCAACGAAACUGCAAACGAUCGGCGAGGAUUUUUGUGGUCUUGAUGUUAACACGCCGUUAGGUGGAGAACAACCUGUUGCUGCAGUUCCUGUAUUGCUGUUCAACAUCCGACUGACGGCAGUGGUUGCCACCUCAACAGGAGACUUCACGGUUGUUUUCAUUGGCACCUCCACGGGACAUCUGAAAAAGAUUGUUGUGGAAUCGUCUACCUCCGCUUUGGAAUAUGGAGAUUUAACUGUCGAAGAGGACUCGCCCGUAAAUCCAGAUUUGCACUUCGAUUCUCACUCGAUGCAUUUAUACAUAAUGACGGAAAAGAAGGUGUCUAAAGUUAAAGUACAGGAAUGUACUGUUUACAGAAAUUGCCUGGAAUGUUUAGGAGUGAAGGAUCCAUAUUGCGGGUGGUGCUCACUGGAGAACAAAUGUAGUUUACGAGCAGAUUGCCAAGAUGCCGCUAAAGAUCCCUUAUAUUGGAUUAGUUACAAAAGCGGAAGGUGUACAACAAUAACUUCGGUAAUUCCUAAUCAGUUACAAAGGACCACUGCAAGAACGUUGGAUCUCGUAAUCGACAAUUUGCCAACUCUACAAGGACAUUUUUUAUGUGCUUUUACGGCACUGGAUAAAACUUUAAUCACCAACGCCACGAGGAAGGGUUCAGGAGUGAAUUGCACCACGCCGAGGACCGACACUUUACCUUCUAUCCCGCCAGGACAGCAUCAUUUCACUGCCAAAUUAUCGGUAAGAAUGACGUCUGGACCGGAUUUCGUUGCGACAAAUUUCACUUUUUUCGAUUGCAACACAUACAGUUCUUGUACCCAAUGUGUCUCUUCCUCGUUUCCUUGCGACUGGUGUGUAGACGGACACAGAUGCACACACGAUACUGCAGAAAAUUGUAGGAACGAUAUUCUAGUGACUGGCGUUAGUAGGGCCGGACCCAGUUACAGAUCAGGUCCUGCUUUUUGUCCAACAAUUAACGCAACCGUGGGAAACUCACCAGAGAUACUAGUAGCGUCCGGAAUAAAGAAACCCAUCAGGGUUAAAGUUCACAUAAUAGGGCAAUUUAUCGUCCAGACUAGAUUCGUGUGCCAGUUUAACAUUGAAGGUCGCGUAACAAGUGUAAACGCUCAGCUGCUUGGUGAUACGAUUUAUUGUGAUGCUAUGGAAUUUUCAUAUACCUCCCGGGCCCCUAACAUUACAGCCACUUUUGCUGUGAUUUGGGGCGGUUCGAAACCAUUAGAUAACCCAGACAAUAUUCAUAUUGUGAUAUAUCGAUGUCGUGACAUGGCAGACAACUGUGGUAUUUGCUUAGCCUUAGCGGAGAAAUACGAUUGUGGAUGGUGUCAAAGUUCCGAUCGUUGUGAAGUACAGGAUCAAUGCGAGAAAGGUUCAGCCGUGUGGUUAAAUAGAAGUCAAACUUGUCCGAAUCCGGAAAUAACUUCCUUCAGUCCGGAAUUGGGACCGUGGGAAGGUGGUACGAAUAUUACAAUACAAGGAAUUAAUUUGGGGAAAAAUUUUCAAGAUAUUUAUUCCGGCAUAAGUAUAGCUGGAAUUAAUUGUCAACCGUACGAACACCUUUACAUUAAAACCAAGCAAAUCGUUUGUCAGGUCGACGGGCCUGGUACAAAAGAAUUUCGUCAGGGUCCCGUGACGGUUAAAGUCGAAGAUUACCGCGGGGAAUCUAAAACUCAUUACAGAUUUGUCAAUCCUAACAUAACUGGUAUUUCGCCCAGAUAUGGACCGAAAUCUGGAGGCACCAUGCUGCAAAUUACCGGGGAAUAUAUGAAUGCCGGAAGUAAUAUCCAGGCAUUUCUUGAUGAUCUUCCAUGCAGAAUACUCUCGACUGAUCAAAACCAAGCUUUAUGUAUAACAAGUGCAUCUGAAACAACCUCGAAAAGGGAGUUAAAAAUGAAAUUUGAUAAAGGUGAUAGAUUUUUGGAGAACAUAAAAUUUGAGUAUGUAGAAGAUCCAGUUAUUGAAUCGGCGGAGUCAGGUGUUGCGAGUCAAAUUAAAGUUCCUAAGGGUAUUCCAGCUGGUGGUAUAAAAAUAUCGGUAACAGGAAAAAAUUUAGCCUAUAUUCAGAAACCCCAGAUGUAUGUUUUUUAUGAAAAUAAAAUGUUUAUUAGUGAAUGUACUGUUCUCAGUAACACUAGUAUGAUAUGCAAUAGCCCUGUCAUUGAUGCUGCCGAAGAAGUUAACUUGGAUGCCGAUAAUCCGUUAAAAUUAGAGUAUGGGUUUAGGAUGGACAACGUAACAGGAGUACAGAAUUUAACACUCAACAAGGACUUCAAUCCUUUUCUUCUUUUCCCGAACCCCACAUUUAUACCGUUCGAAAAAGAAGUGAAAUAUUACAAAUCGGAUUAUCUUAAUAUUAACGGUCAGAACAUCGACCGGGCCUGUCAAGAGUCCGACGUUGAAGUAAGAAUUGGUAAAAGUUCUUGUAAUGUCACUUCUUUAUCGCGACAGCAGUUGACGUGCCGUCCGCCGGAAACACAACCUCAAGCCGUUAACGACCAAGGUUUACCCAAUGGGGAGGCUUUGCCCGAAGUUAUCGUAAUAGUAGGCGGUUCGUUGAGAUAUAAUAUCGGUGUACUCUCUUACUCUUCCCCGCAAGGACUUAAUGGUCCGAUUACGAAACCAACGUUGUACGGGAUAAUCGGUCUAGGAGUGGUUAUUUUUGUCGUUUUUAUAUUAUUCUUAAUUGCAUACCGGAGGAAAUCUACUGAGAGCAAUCGUGUUUUGAAAAAUAUGCAGGAGCAGAUGGAUAUAUUAGAACUUCGCGUGGCGGCUGAAUGUAAAGAAGCUUUCGCGGAACUUCAGACUGAGAUGACGGACCUUACUGGAGACUUAACUUCUGGUGGUAUUCCGUUCUUGGAUUACAGGACAUACGCUAUGAAAAUAUUGUUUCCGAACGUAGACGAUCAUAUUGUUUUGCAGUGGGAAAGACCCGAAUUGCUUUGCAAAGAAAAAGGGCUACGAUUAUUUGGUCAGUUGAUCAUGAACAAAACAUUUUUACUUCUCUUUAUUAGAACGUUAGAAAGCAAUAGGUAUUUUUCAAUGAGAGACAGAGUGAAUGUGGCCAGUCUAAUAAUGGUCACAUUACAAAGUAAAAUGGAAUAUUGUACGGAUAUUCUUAAAACUUUAUUAGCUGAAUUAAUAGAAAAAUGUAUGGAGAGUAAAAGUCACCCGAAGUUGCUCCUAAGAAGAACGGAAAGUGUUGCAGAAAAAAUGCUUAGCGCUUGGUUUACAUUCCUUCUGUACAAAUUCUUAAGGGAGUGUGCCGGCGAGCCACUAUUUAUGUUAUUUAGAGCCGUUAAGCAACAAGUUGAUAAAGGACCAGUGGACUCCAUUACAUCGGAGGCCAGAUAUUCUCUCAGCGAAGAAAAACUUAUAAGACAAUCAAUAGAUUUUAAGCCCAUGACUGUUUAUGUCUCUAUAUCUCAACAAACGAUUGUGGGAAGCUUGGACCACAACACAGAUAAUGUUCCUGUGAAAGUUUUAGAUUGUGAUACAAUUAGUCAAGUUAAAGAAAAAUCUUUGGAUACUAUCUAUAGAGCAACACCAUAUUCUCAAAGACCACGAAAAGAUGAUCUGGACCUCGAAUGGCGAACUGGCACAUCAGGUAGACUGAUUCUCUAUGAUGAAGAUAGUACCACGAAAAUAGAAGGAGACUGGAAGAGGCGAAAUACAUUACAACAUUAUAGAGUACCUGAUGGUGGAUGUCUCAACCUAGUGUCCAAACAAAGCUCCAUUUAUAAUUUAAGCAUUUUUUCAGAAAAAAACGAUAAAUCUCACAAGUACGAGACACUCAAUCUCAGUAAAUUUAGCUCGGUAAGCCCACCUUUAAGUCGAGCAACGAGCCCUUUGAAUCACGAACACGAACAGGGCUACAAAGUUUGGCAUCUUGUCAAACACCACGAUAAUGAUAAUCAAAAGGAGGGGGAGAGGGGUAAUAAAAUGGUUUCAGAAAUAUACUUAACGAGGCUGUUAGCUACGAAGGGUACUCUUCAAAAAUUUGUAGAUGAUUUAUUUGAGACUAUUUUUAGUACAGCUCAUAGAGGAUCAGCAUUACCGCUUGCCAUAAAGUACAUGUUUGAUUUUCUAGACGAUCAAGCGUUACAACAUGGGAUAUCUGAUCCUGAAGUGGUACACACGUGGAAGAGUAAUUCACUUCCGCUUAGAUUUUGGGUGAAUUUAAUUAAGAACCCAAAUUUUGUAUUUGACAUCCAUAAGUCAAAUAUUGUAGACUCUUGUUUAUCUGUGGUUGCUCAAACAUUUAUGGAUUCCUGUUCCACCUCUGAUCAUAGAUUAGGUAAAGAUUCACCAAGUUCAAAACUUUUAUACGCUAAAGAUAUUCCUUGCUACAAAGAAUGGGUAGAACGAUAUUAUUCAGAUAUUAAAAUGAUGCCGGCUAUUUCGGAUCAAGAUAUGAAUGCAAUGUUAGCUGAAGAUUCUAGAUUACACACCACCGAAUUUAAUACGAAUUGUGCUCUACAUGAAUUAUACACAUAUGCAAUGAAAUACAACGAGCAGUUAACAGUUACCUUAGAAGAGGAUGAAUUUUCACAGAAGCAGCGAUUGGCCUAUAAAUUAGAACAGGUCCACAACAUUAUGGCAGAACAAGGGCAGCCGUGAUACUGGCCUGACCUGACGUAUCCGUCAGCACCACCACUUUCACCCCUAAUUCCAUCAGCACCCCAGGAAUUGGCUUGCUGAUAAACAUUUUAUGCCAAAUAUACAUAUCCAUCAAACUAUUUCUUGUGUGUGUUAUGAAUUGCUGUUUUGCAACUAAUAAUUGUUCAGUGUAUAUGCGGGGCCGGUUCUCACUCAGUGACUUUAAAGUGCCUCUGGUAGAUUGAGUGAAGUGCUGUCUCCAUAAAUGAGUGUACUAUAUUUUUAUGACAACAGUUUUGAUUAUGCUUUGCCGUGCUGAGUUUCAGCCGUAGUCCAUAUUGUUGAUAUUCACAGAAAUAUCCAGUUUAAUAAUGCUUUUUUGAUAUAUGUAUAAUAAUUGUACCUUUAUACAGUUUAAUAUUUUUGUAUUUAGUUGAACGCAAUCAUGAUGAUUGUCUUCCCCAGUGAAGGAAGCGCCAGGGUGUAGUAUUUACUUGCGACCUUUCAAUCAAUGAAUGUCUCAGUUUCUACAUACUAUGCACGAGGUCGUAUCAAUGUGGUUUGUGUACGUGUAAUAAGGCUGUGUAUUUUUUUUAAACAAACCAGAAUUAUAAGUUGCCACGUUAAUAUUUCUUAGACGUAUUUACCAAUUUAUUUCUUCCUUAUUUGAGGUCGAACUAGAUUUACUUUUUCCAUGUUAUAUGUGCAAUUUUUGAGCCAUUAUUUAAAUGCACACGUAUUCACUGAAUGUUCCACUGGUUUUUAAUUAUUAUUAAAUAAAAUAAUCUAAUUCUUCAUUGAAAGAAUUUUUAAAUUCUUUAUUUUUGCUAAAUGAAUUGGUACAUCAAGUAAUUUCCACUUAUAUAGACUGUAAUGAAACGAAAACUAAUACUUCAAACUUUUUUUAACGAUAUUGAUGUAUUUGCGACAUAGGCUGUGUAUUUUUAGAUGAUAUGGCCCUUCCUAUUAACAAAAUGUCAUACUAUAUUUUGCAGAUAUGAUUCCUAAUAACAAAAAUCCAUAUAUUAUUUUAAUAUAUACAUGGUAUUCCAGAAAUAAGUAAGAGAAUAAAUUUUCAAUCGAAGCACUCUAUGAAGUUACAACUCAAUGAGGCAAAACAGAAUUUUAUUUUAUUUUAUUUCAUUUUCCUUGUCAAAAUCUUUCCAGUAUGUAAAUUUUUUUGAUCAUUGUUUUUAAAAUCUUCAAACUAUAAAACCUUUGACAAGAAAAGUGGAACGAAGACAAUACGGUAUUAAAGUAACGUUUGGUGAGGAUAAUACGUCACAGAAAAAAAAAAAUUGAAAAAUAAUUUUAUCCCUGACAUUGAUUUUCCUGUAACUUUGUAGAGUGCUUCGAUCUAAGAACUCCAACUUUUUAUUUUUUGCGAUCAUUUCUGGAACAGAACACCCUGUACGUGGUGUUACGCGAGGACGCAAACUUUGGGGGUAAAACCUAUAAAAUUAAGCUAAAAUGCUUAUAUAAACCUUGGUCCAGAAACAUAUACAAAUGGCUUUACAAAAUUUGAUACAAUAAUUUCUACAUGUAGUAUAUGCAAAACCAUACAAGCAAUUUAUUAUCAUUAUCAUUAUUAUUAUUAUUAUUAUUCGUAUACAUCGUUAGCAAAUUAUUCCCCACGAUUAAAAUAUAUUGAGAAAAAGAAUCGCAACAUCAUUGGAGAUUGAAUUGUUAAACGAACACUAGCGCCAUCUGUUAUAGCAUAAAUAGAUAAAAAACUAAAACUUUGAAGAUUAAGUUUAAUUUAAUUGCGUUUUUUAAAUAUUAAAAUAUAUUUUUUUAAUUCAAUAUGAAAGUCUAAUGGAAAAUAGUAUACAUUUGUGAACCCUGGUUUGUAUGAACUUUUUUUUUGUUUAUUUUCAAGGAAUAUCGCCUUCAAAUCCGCACUUUCUCACGGAACACCUGUGGGGUCUUUCUUAAAUAAGUGCAGAAUAAGUGCGUCUGGAACAUAAUCUACCAUACUCCAAGGGCAGCUUCCGUGGAUAAAAAUGUAACUAAGAUCAAGUUACCAUAGUUUGUUUUUUUAAAAAGUUAUGGGCCAAGAUUCCUCGGUUACUUUUCUACAUAUUUCAAAGAAAUUUGGUGUACCGAGAUUUUUUAAAUAGAACAUGAACAUAGAGAUUAUUAAGAAUACUCGGAAUAAUCUUAUUUUUCGGCAUAUUUUCUGUGUUGGUAAAGAUUUUGGGAAAAAUGCAGAUCUUUCGUUAUUUAUAUUUUGCAUUUAAAUUGUCUUCCAUUCCAAUUCAGUUAAAUGUCAUCCCUUUGUCAAAUUUUGUUUGUUUUUUUAUUACUAUUUAGAUCAAGUUAUAUCAUUGGUGCUAAUGAUUGAUGUAAGUUAAUUUUUAAUCAUACAAAAUAGUAUGGCUACAGAGUCACCGCAAAAAUCGCCCGUUUUUUUCACAAUUCGCAGAGAACUAAGGAAAGUAGAUAAAAAUAUGUUUUUGGUCUCAAA